Molecule: messenger RNA, 1290 nt
Organism: Prosopis cineraria
Lineage: Eukaryota; Viridiplantae; Streptophyta; Magnoliopsida; Fabales; Fabaceae
Exons: 1
Coding region: 201-1070 (289 amino acids)
Biological process (GO): shoot system development; root development
Source: RefSeq, a predicted model, not a curated record
AGAUGUUACAAAGCCACCAGAAACUGAGGGAGACCCGCAUUACCUUCACAUGUACAUUGCACCAAAUAGUUGGCAGGCACAAAAGUGGCACAGUUUAAAUUCUCCUUGGUCCAUCACAUGUUCCCCCUAUAUAUGUAGACCGAAUCACCACUGUCAUUUCAGCCAUUUGUAGCAACUUUCUAUCGGUAGCACAGAAAAACAUGGAACCCACUUCCACAAUGCCCUCCGCCCUUCAGCUAGUUAGGUCCAUUAGUUUGCCCACCAGAAUACAUCCAUCAUCCCAGAGAGUUCAAGCACUUUUGAACCACUUGAAACCAAGUCAGGAGAGAUCUAUUUCAAGCAAUUUGGAAGCAGAGACGAUUCAGAUUCAUCUAUUUGUUCUUGCAGAAUUGUACAGUUGCAUGGAGGAACUCCUCCAAUCUUCCCAAACCCAACAAGCUCUUCUGAAAUACCAACAAGGGAAAAUGGUAGAAGAGGCACUGUGUGGGUCAGUCACAUUGUUAGAUGCGUGUGGGGCUGCAAGGGAGUUAUUAUUGGGUCUCCGGGAACAUUUACAAACGCUUCAGUCUGCUCUAAGGAGAAGACAGGGGGAUUCUACUGUUGAAGGCAGCAUAUCUGCUUAUGCGAGCUUCAGGAAGAAGGCAAAGAAGGAGAUUGCGAAACAACUCGGAGCAUUGAAGCGAAUGGAGAUCAAAGUUAGACCCUUUUUUGUGAUGGGUCAAGACCAGAAUCUGAUAUGUCUGGCUCGAGUUCUGAAAGAAGCAAGCACCGUCACCAUAUCUGUAUUGCGUUCUCUUCUCCUGUUCUUGUCGACACCGAGGCUAAAAACGAAAGGAUCCUCCUUGAUCUCAAAGUUAAAGCCCACCAGACUAUUUUCAUCGGAGAAGGAACCGACAGAAGCGAAUGUAGCGGCCCUGUGUUCCCUCGUUGGAAAAGGAAGAAACAGCGAAGCACAAAGGGUUUUGGAGGCAUUGAUUGCUACCAUGAGUGGUAUUGAGGGCGGAUUGGAUUGCACGUAUAGACGUCUAGUAAAACACAGAGUGUGUUUUCUGAAUAUGCCGUCUCAUUAAAUCAAAGAGACGGGGAUUCUUAUAUCAAUGCCUUGUAAAACUUAGGGAGUGAUCAUGCAGUCCGAAUUUUAGAAGGAUUUUGGUCCCUCAUAAAUCAAUCCAUGUUUUGAGAGCAUUUGACCGAAUGUUCCAACAUGAAGAGUUCAGUUUUGUUCUUCUUUUUCUCAAUUAAUUAUGGUUGAAAAUUGACAAUCAAAGACCAGUGAUUUCACUUAGGCCA